AAAACUAAGAGUCAAGAGCCAAGGGCCGGUCUUGGACUUGGGACAGUGAACACGAUGGUCUCGGUGGUGUCUUCUCACGGAGUGAUCCCUUCCGAACCCACACCAACUGGAAUUUUCCCUCUCUCCGAUUUCGACCAGAUCAGGCUCUCCAGUCACGCCCCUCUCCUUUUUGUUUACAGACCCCAUUUCAACGACCACGCCCCCCUUCCUUUCUCCAUUCACACUCUCGCCAAAUCUCUAAGCCGAGCCCUGGUUCACUUCUAUCCCUUCGCCGGUCAGUUACGUGAAAUCCAAGGUGGUCGCUUUCAACUCCAUUGCAAUGCUAUGGGAGCUCGGCUCUUAGAAGCAGUUUCGGAGGCCAAGUUGGAUGAUUUGGGUGAUUUCCAGCCAAACCAAGAUGUGGAACAGCUCAUGCCCAAAAUUGAUUAUCGUCUUCCGCUGGAGGAGAUUCCGCUCUUGGUGGUUCAGCUAACCAGAUUCCGUUGUGGUGGUCUUACUCUUGGGGUUGCCGUGUCACGUGCUGUGGUUGAUGGGGUAUCUGCUAUGCGUUUCGUGAUUUCAUGGGCUAGGAUAACUAGAGGAGAGGGUUUAGAUUUAAGCUCAAGUGAAAUGCUACUUCGUGAUUCAACUAUUUUAGAUUCGCGAAAGCCAUGUACGGCGCCGCGUUUUGAUCAUCCUGAGUUUUCUCCUCCACCUCUUUGGGAAGGUAGCUUGGUAGAUGCAGAGGAUGAGGCUGAUACUGCUAUUUUGAAGAUCACAAAAAAUCAAGUUCAAAAACUGAAGGAAAAGGCCAGUAAUUUUGGUCCUCCCCGACGGCCCUAUACGAGUUUUGAGGUAAUCUCUGGGGUGUUGUGGAGAUGUGCCUGCAAGGCACGGUAUGAAGGAAAUGGCAACCAACCAACGAGGCUGUCCACUUUGGUUGACUGUCGAAAUCGAUUGAGACCACCUCUUCCUAAUGCUUUCUUUGGAAAUGUAACAUUACCCACCGUGACUAAAACUAGUAAGUUUGAUGAUGUCAUGAGUAAACCUGUGAGUUAUGCCGUUGGGGAAAUAAGACAAGCAUUAGAGAAGCUGACAGAUUCUUAUGUGAGGUCAGCUCUUGAUUACAUAGCAGGUCAGAACGAUGUGAGAUUGCUGAGGAACGCUGGUCCUGGAAAAUUUAAGGGAAACCCAAAUCUAACUCUUGUUAGUUGGAUGAAUUUUUCAUUUCAAGAUGCUGAUUUUGGGUGGGGAAAACCUGUUUACAUGGGACCAGGGAAUAUUAACUCCGAGGGGAAAGCUUUCUUGAUGAAUGAUGGCGCUGGUGAUGGCUUCAUUGUAGCCAUACGUUUGCAAGCGUCACGUUUGGCAGCUUUCAAGAAGUUGUUCUACGAGGAAGCACGGGGGAUGUUACAUACUACUUCUAAAUUAUGAUGACUGUGAACUCUGUAUUUAUUCUGUAGCCUCCUUCGAUAAAUUUACUCCGGGGAAUAGAUGCAGUGGAGACGGGUGGGACCUGUAACUCAGAGGAUUAG
This is a messenger RNA of Neltuma alba, 1514 nucleotides long. RefSeq names its product spermidine hydroxycinnamoyl transferase-like. Gene Ontology annotation, molecular function: acyltransferase activity, transferring groups other than amino-acyl groups. NCBI's taxonomy places the organism in Eukaryota, Viridiplantae, Streptophyta, Magnoliopsida, Fabales, Fabaceae. Bases 55 to 1413 code for a protein of 452 amino acids. The transcript has a single exon. The record is from RefSeq and is a predicted model, not a curated record.